Messenger RNA from Vitrella brassicaformis, 2768 nucleotides. Lineage: Eukaryota; Vitrellaceae. The record is from the annotation of a GenBank genome assembly.
CGAAUCGGGAGCAAACGAAAACGUGGUGUGGUAGAGCGUGGAGCAGGAUCAUUUUGACGUCGUACAGUCCAACUUCCCGUCUCGGCCCACUGUCUCGGCCGCGUCUCAUUGCCCCCAGGAGUGCCUGCCCCACCCGUCAGUCCUUUCGCAUUUGUCGACGGUUCACGGUCACUCUUUCUACUCUAACUAUGAAGGUGGUAUUCCUCUGCUUGUGGCUCCUCGGAGUCCUACUCCAGUGCAAUGCCAUCAUUGCUCUCCAGCGUGCAGGCGCUCAAACUGGCAAGUUCUCCACGGCUGCCGUGCCCUUUCGCAACGCGUGCCUCUGUUCGCUUUGUUGCAGAUACAGAGGAGGCCCUGCUGGCAGUCAACGGGUCGGACUCGAAGAAGACUGUGGUCGUCGUUGGCGGAGGUAAUAUGCGUGUCUCGCCAGCCCACCCCAGAGUGUAUCGUUAUUGAUGGCCUUUCUGUCCAAUCAUAGGCAAUGGCGGACACAUGUUCGCGGGUUUGGCCGCCUCCAAAGGCCAUGACGUGUACCUCCUGACCUCAACGCCCAGGAGUGCGGCUGAAUGGCAAGAGGCCAUAGCAAGCGGCGACCCUCUCGUCAUCGAGUACGUCAAUGAGCCUGGGAAGCAGGUCACAGGACGUCUCAAAGGAGCCACCCACGACGCUGCGAUCAUCAAGAAGGCAGAUGUCAUCAUCUUUGGGGGGAUGGAGGCAGCGUAUCACCGGCAGAACCUGAAGAAAAUGAAAGACUACUUCAAGCCGGGACAGAUUGUUUUGAUGGUGUCGGGAGGUUGGUUGGGCCGCUCGGAGGAGUAUCUCGGCAAACACUAUAUGGGUGAGCAAACGCAUCAUGCACAAACGUACGAAGCCGAUGCAUUUCCCGCUCGCCUGCGUGAAAUCAAUGCAGAGGUCCUCUUCGGCGUGAUGCAGUCACUUCCCUGGGCCGCACGUUUCGUGGGGCCCAGGGGAAAGCGUGUUGAGAACUACGGGGCUAAAUCCGUUAUGCCCUUGGGUCUGACUGGCCACGGAAAGCACUCCAGUGUCAUCCAGCUGAUGAGGAGCCUCACGGACAUUGACUUCGUGUUGAGUCCCUCUCUGCUCGGUGGGCAGGUGGUGGGGAAAUGGAUGGAUGGAUGGAUGGCUGCCCGCCUGCCCGCCCGCCGACUUCUGUCUGACUGCCUGCCUGAGUGACUGCCAAACAAGUGUCUGUCUGUCUGUCUGUUGCUAACCCCCCAGCGGUAACCCUCGAAGACCCCGCGCCGCGAAUUCACCCAACAUUGAUGGUACUAGAGAAAAGCAGUGGCGGCGGCUCUUCUAAAUUCGGCUGCCCCGGAUGUUUGCAUGUAUGUUGUGCGUUGUCUGUUGUCUGUUGUAUGUUGUCUCUUAGUGGGGACAUUAUCGACCCUUGAAGGAAAAGCUGAUUGCAGCCAGUAAAGUCCUGGUAAGGCAUAAGCACACGCACCCCUUUGGCUGAAUGCACGCACUCGUGCAGCUGUUCUAUCAAGGAGCUCGACCAGAGGCCGUGAAGGUCCAAGAAGGGAUGGAUGCGGAAUGUAUUAGAUCAGCCACCCACACAAAACUGCAAACACAAGCUGGGGAUAGCAUGCAGACACGGAAAAGCUUGACACGUGUGUGUACAGGUUGCCCUUGCGCAGGCCAUCACCCUUCGCUGUGAGGGUCAUGUCGACCUCUCCAGCAUCAAGUCCACACAGGACACUCUCUUGAAAUGGUACGGCCAUUCCCAGGUUAGUGAUCCUUCGACCCUCCUCACUGUCUACCAAACCAAUGAGCCCUACAAUGGCUUGAGAACUCCCCACACCAUCGUCAAAGAGGGGCCGAAUAAAGGGAAGGCCAAGCUGGAUUGGACUAGUCGAUACGUCACCAGCGACGUCCCUCUCGGCGCCGUCGUGGCCAAAGGUACACCACAUGUGUGCUCUCUCUGAAAUGUGCUGUCUCACCCCUCUGUGUGUUUGUGUGUGAAGGUAUUGGUGAUCUCUUUGAGCAGCCCAUGCCCGUGACCACCUUCCAGAUCCUCUACUGGCAGCAGGUCAUGGACAAGCAGUACGUGACUUCGAAACUCGGGACGCCAGACCUUGAGAGGGUGAAGAGCAUUGAUGACGUUCGUAACCUCUACCGCACUCUCAUGACCUUCCGCGCCGAUGGAAAAGACAUAAAGGAAACCAUGGUACUCGCAGCAAAGCACGUAUGAAGGGGAAAGGAGGCAGGCAGACAGUGCCUCUCGGGGCGGGAUCGGACUUUGUAGGCUCCACAAGCCAUGAACAUUCACUCGGUGAAGGAGUUUUUCGGCUUGACCAACUUCGCGUGCACCUACCUACUUCCCGUGCCUCCUCCUAAAGCUCCUCAAUGAAUGAAUGAACGGCAACGAAUGAAAGAGAAAGGCGAGUCCGUUACGUGAUGCAACAGGCUGACGUCUGGCUGCCUGUCCGUCCGUCCGUCUGUCUGUCUGUCUGUCUGUGUGGGUGGGUGGCUCGCCAGUCAGUGGUGUGCUGCCAAGAGGCGUGUCAGAUCGCCGCAGCGCGUGUUGGCGGAUUUUGCCUGCAUCCCGAGAACUCUGUCUUUCUCAAGGCUCUCUCCUCACUGACUGACUGACCUCUGCCUGGCCGUCUAGAUCUAUCUGUGCGCGUGUCUGCACGUACAGUGUAUGGGUGCAUGGAUGGGCCGCCAGAUGCGAAGAACAAAUACGUCCACACCCCGAGACACACAGACAAAGAACGAACACCGCGGAAUCAAUUGGCAGAUCGAUC